AUGGGCUGCUUGAAGAAGACCCUGUCUUUCCUUCUUAUUUUUGUGUCCAUAUAUGCACGGGGAACUCUGUUGCAGGAAGCUGACCCAGUUAGGCAAAGAAAACCAUUUUUUGAGAGGCUACGUCGACUAGAAGAGCAGUUUCAGAGAUUCCAACAGGUGACCUUAACACACCUGCAGGACAUUGCUAACAACUAUAACGUGUACUACAAUGUGGAUGCCCGCUUCCAGAGCCUGGUGGAAGAGAGCCAGGCCAUAGCCCUAGCGGUGAACCAGUCUCAAGCCGCCAUACAAGAGGACGUGGCCCACCUAAAAACUUGGUUUACGAAGAGCCAGCGCAGGAGCAAGAAGGUGGAUGCCCAGCUUCAAGCCUUGAACCUCUCCCUGAGCACAAACAGCAGGCAGUGGGUAGAGGAGGAAAGGGAGCAGAAGGCACAGAGAGAGGCUACAGCAAACCUGGCCCUGGGCCUUAGGGCCCUGCAGGAUGCGCUAGCCAGCCUGACACAGCAAGUCCACAGCCAGGAGGCCAGGCUUGCUGCUCUUGAGGGACAGAUGCAAAGGGCCUCCCCUGGUGCUGCGGCUCUGGAGUUGACUACAGACCUGACCCCCACUCAGCUUACUCAGCGAGGCCCAGGUUCCUUGCAACUGAGGAGAAAGAGCCAGACAUCCAGGGCUUCACUCCACCGCGGGAGUUCCCCCCAAGACUUCACUGUCCGUGUCCAGAAGACACAGAAGUUCCAAGCCCCAAGCAGCCACCAAGCAGCUCCACCAAAGACCCACCAAGGACCAGGAAACAUUUGCAGCACGGGCCCAGUGCUAAUUUUCCCCAACGCCUCCACUGAAAAUGUGAUUUUUCUUAGCCCGGGCUUCCUCGUGCCAUUACGAGCUCUGUCCUUCUGCAGUUGGGUUCGCAUGGCCUCCGGCCACCUGGGCACCCUCCUUUCCUAUGCCACCAAAGACAACGACAACAAGCUAGUACUCCAUGGCCGAGACACCCUGGUCCCUGGCUCUAUCCACUUUGUAAUCGGCGACCCGGUCUUCAGGGAACUGUCCCUGCGUCCACUCCUGGACGGCCAGUGGCACCAUGUUUGUAUCAUCUGGACAUCCGUGGAGGGCAGGUACUGGCUCCACGUAGACCGAAGGAUAGCAGCUACUGGUGCCCACUUCAGAGAGGGCUAUGAGAUCCCUCCUGGAGGGUCCCUUGUGCUGGGUCAGGAACAAGACACCAUGGGGGGUCAGUUUGACAGCUCUGAGGCCUUUGUGGGGAGCAUAUCUGGCUUGGCCAUCUGGGAUCGGGCACUGGCCCCUAGAGAAGUGGCAAAUCUUGUCACUGGGAAAGAGCUUCCGACAGGUGUCAUUCUGACGCUGACCAAUGCCACAUCCGUGGGUGGAUUCGUGCAGAGGGCCAACUGCACCUGUCUGGAGCAGUGUCCAUAAGGCUGCCACGCACGGCUGCAUCACAGUAAAGACCAGCAGGAAGGGCAAGCCUCGGCGUCAACGCAUUCCAAAGCACUCCCUGCGGUCACUGUGGGUCUGUGCGCUUGGGCUCAGACCUAGACUCCUGCAUGGAGGUUGGGAGGAGAUGGAAAAUGUGCAGUGGACACUGCAACUUUCUGUUGCUGUGGAACCCUUCUUUCAUUUGGUUGGGUUUUGGGGUUUUGUUUGUUUAUUGAUUUCUGAGACAGGGUCUCACUCUGUGGUCCUUAUUGGUCCAGAACUUG
Molecule: messenger RNA, 1718 nt
Organism: Microtus oregoni (creeping vole)
Lineage: Eukaryota; Metazoa; Chordata; Mammalia; Rodentia; Cricetidae
Gene: Ptx4
Product: pentraxin 4
Exons: 3
Coding region: 1-1434 (477 amino acids)
Source: RefSeq, a predicted model, not a curated record